Acanthopagrus latus (yellowfin seabream) is the source of this 2830-nucleotide messenger RNA. It is a transcript of the gene spi1b, whose product is annotated as Spi-1 proto-oncogene b. Bases 1145 to 1975 code for a protein of 276 amino acids. Lineage: Eukaryota; Metazoa; Chordata; Actinopteri; Spariformes; Sparidae. Gene Ontology annotation, molecular function: sequence-specific DNA binding; DNA-binding transcription factor activity, RNA polymerase II-specific. Gene Ontology annotation, cellular component: nucleus. The record is from RefSeq and is a predicted model, not a curated record. Gene Ontology annotation, biological process: regulation of transcription by RNA polymerase II; cell differentiation. The transcript is spliced from 5 exons.
UUAUUUGUGUAUUUUUCCUCAAACAUUGUCUUUCCUGCCAUCUUUGUUUUGAAAAUGACAGUCACGUCUCAAUGCUCUCUCUAGUAUAAAUAAAGCUUGACUGACUGAUUGUUUGGUUGACUGAUAGCGUGUUAUUUUCUUUUUAACUUAUGUAAAGUGUCUCUAAGUACCAUGAAAAGCUCUGUAUAUAUAUAUAGAAUGCAAUAUUAUAAUAUAAUUAUCUCUGUCAAAUGCCUAAACAUACCUUGGUCAAUAAAACAUAUUUCGAAUUUGAAUCUCCUGAUUGCUGGUUGUAUAGUAGAGCCAUAAUAUGCAUUUACGGAUCAUAUAUUCAAUUUACUUUUUUAUAAGAACAGUAUUGAAUUUGCCCAUCCUCUAAUUAUUAAUUUCUAACACCUUAUACAAACAUUAAAUAAAUGGAUUGUUAAAUAUAUGGAACAUUUUACUAAAACAUCAAUCAUUAUAAUUACAAACCAGCUGUGAAUAAAAACAUGGAUAAACAUUUAAAGAUAUUUCCACAAUGUGUUCUAAACUGCCUAUAAAUGCAACCUAUUAGGGCCCGCAUGGCAACAACAGCGUCUCCCCCUCCUGCUGUUGAGACCAGAGCACGCCGCCAUUGAACUGAAACAUGUUUUAAAAGCACAGGAAAUGAGUUAAAGUCAACCAAACUCUAAAAGAUUAAAUUCACCAUGUGUUUAUCACAGUAAACUGGCAGUGAGGAGAGCCCUUGAUGAUGAUUGGCUGCUAAGAGGAGGGGACAGUAUAUAGACUCUGAUAAAUGUGGUGUUUCAUGGUCUCCCCUGACAAAUCAUCAAUGGCCAGGAGCCUUCAGCAGACACACUCUGUUGCUCCCACCCACAGACAUUUUACAGAAGUCAAAAGUUCCUUUUUUUCAUUUUACAGUCGGGCCUUGUUUAUUUCAUUUUAUUUGACACAGCUGAAGAUCUCCAGUUCAGAAGUGUGUGCUAUACAAUAAGAGAGAGGGAGAGAAAGAGAGAGAGGGAGAGAGACACUUUUUGCUUUUUCGUUGAGUGAGAGGAAAUUUUGAAACGUUGUGCAAUGGUGCCGCAAAGGUUUUGAAAGGUUGUGAGAGGGUUUUGCCAGCAAAGCGUUUGAGAGCCGGUCCGUUGGAGACGAGGUCUCCAUGUUGCAUCCAUACAGAAUGGAGAGCUACCUCAUCCCACCUCACUCUGAAGAGAUGUACGAUGCUGAGAUCUACAGACAUCAAAUUACAGAAUAUUAUAAUCCGUAUGUCCUAGAUGCAGAUAUCCAGGCAGUGGCCAUUAUGCCGUUUCUCACCUUCUUUCCUUUAGAUCACUGGGACUACCACUCUCACCCUCACGUACACUCCGUAGAGUAUGAAAACCUGCAAGAGACCAACUUCACGGAGCUGCAGAGUGUACCGGCUCUGCACCCACCCAGCCUCAUACGACACGAGCCCAUACGAUACGACGCAGACAGCCUGCUCGAUCCCAAUCUGGGGGCACAUCCACAUGUUUUACAGCCCCAAGUAGCGUUCUUCCCCCGGCCUGUGUAUCCAACGCACAUGUCCCAGCGCAGCUCUGAUGAUGAGGAGCACGGAGGACGAAGCCCCCCGCUGGAGGUGUCUGACGAGGAGUGUCUGAGAGAGCGAGUCUCCUACAUCACACCAGGAGAUCUGGGAAGUAAAAAGAAGAUCCGUUUAUACCAGUUCCUGUUGGACCUUUUAAGAAACGGCGACAUGAAGGACAGUAUCUGGUGGGUGGACAGAGACAAAGGGACAUUCCAGUUUUCUUCCAAACACAAGGAGGCUCUCGCACAUCGCUGGGGGAUCCAGAAGGGAAAUCGCAAAAAAAUGACCUAUCAGAAGAUGGCACGUGCGUUGCGCAACUACGGCAAAACUGGGGAGGUGAAAAAGAUCAAGAAAAAGCUGACAUAUCAGUUUAGUGAUGAGGUGCUGGGAAAGAGUCAUCUGGAGAGAAAACCAUAUGUGUAGGCUGGAGGGAGACUGAAAAGUCAAGAUUUACUUCCCUUAUGACAGGUGAUGACAGCGUAGGCGUAGUUUCUGAUGUUAGAUGCUCAAUCAACCCUGUUGACCUGGUGACUAGCAUUUUGUGAAUAGCCCCGUUACUGCGGUACAGUAAGGGAACAAUACUUUGAAGGUUCGAGCUAAUGCUGCAUGAAAGUAUCAAAAAAGACUCUUUCUAGAGACCACUUCAUACAGAGCAUGUAAUCCAAAGUAGAGAAUCAAUAUCAUAGAAAGCUCAGUUUGUCUGUCUGUCUGAUUGUUUGCAUAACAAACUACUUCAUAGCAACAGGACCAGCUAUAAAAGUAUGUAACUCAGAUUGGGAAAACCGUGAUUUGCCCUCUGAUGUAAAACCUGCCCACAACCAGUGCAGCAAUUUAGACGUGGCAUAUCAAUUUGGCACACACACGAAUCAUGUGAAACAACUGAAAUACCCCCCCCCCCCGUGCAUACUGUAACAGAAAAAGUAAUAAAAUCCACAUUGAAAUCAUGUUUUAGAUCAGGGAUUAGACAUUAAACAUGAUUUAAUUUGAUGUUCUUUCCCUUCCUGUCUGGGCCCCCUAAUCCAAAAUGGCCAUAAGAACACCUCUUGAAGACAGUUUCAACAAACAUCGUGGUAAAUUUAAAUACCUGGACACCUCUUCCAAAUUGAUAUACAUAAGGUGCUACAAUCAGCUUUACAAAUAGCAAAAACAAUCAGGAAAAUUUGGAAUGUAUAUGUAUUUUAUUCUCUCUCUCUCUCUCUCUCUCUCUCUCUAUCUAUAUAUAUAUAUAUAUAUAUAUAUAUAUAUAUAUAUAUAUAUAUAUAUAUAUAUAUAUAUAUA